Oncorhynchus masou masou (cherry salmon) is the source of this 1782-nucleotide messenger RNA. RefSeq lists its product as uncharacterized. The transcript is spliced from 3 exons. Bases 185 to 1078 code for a protein of 297 amino acids. Lineage: Eukaryota; Metazoa; Chordata; Actinopteri; Salmoniformes; Salmonidae. The record is from RefSeq and is a predicted model, not a curated record.
GCAAGUUCAGGCAGGGUGUGUGACAGAGGAGAUAUGAGAAGAGUUCCCAAAGCAACAGGCACUCAGAACACAUAGAGAAGAUCACCCAGGAACACAGAGACACGGCAGCUUUAAAGACAUAAAAACAGCAGAGAGAUACAUUGCAUCGCAAAGGAGAAGAGAGUGAGAGAAUAAAAAAGAAAAGAUGGCGAUCGGAAAUAGUCCCAGAAACGGUUCCGUCAGGUCUCCAAAGUACCUGGACAAGAGUUCUGGGUUCUACUGUCGCCUGGAUGAGCCCGAGAUGGGAGGAGAGGAGGAGGAGCGGGGGAGAGAGGGGGACUGGGGGGGAUCGUGCCCAGCCACAGAGCUCUCUACAGGGGGAGAGACGGACCGGGGAGAAGCUGGGGUGUUUGACUUCAACGAGGGAAUGAUGGAAGAUGACGACACCACUCUCCUCCGAAGGAAACCCAGCCGGCUCAGCUCCCGCUGGAGAAGAAGCUCCAGGAAGGCCAAACCCCAGGCGAUCUCCCCUAAGCAGGGGGACCAGAUCCUGGGUACGGAGAUUGAGGCCCCUGUCCUGGAGGUCACUGCGGUGGAAGUGAGAAGGAGCCGCUGGGGGAGGAGCACCGGGAAGAAACAGGGAGCCGAGCCCCUGACGGUCUCCCCCAGGGAGGAGGGCCCGAUCCUGGGUACGGAGAUGGAGACACAGACCCCUGUCCUAGAGGUCCUGGAGGUGGAGGUGAGGGUAGAGACUGAAGAAGGACAGAGGGAGAAAGAGAGAACAGAAGAGGAGAGGACACUGGUCCACUUUGCGAGCAGAGAAGAAGCGGAUGACCAGGUUCUGAUAAAGGACAAUAAGAGAGGGAGGGAAGAAGAGAAGGAGGAGGAGAUGAAGAGACAGGAGGAGAUGAAGGUGAUGAGGAAGAGGAGCACGCUGAAGAACUACCGCAAGACUUUCGACCGAGCGUUCCGUCGAGGGUGGGAGACCUUCGUCACUAACCUGUACAGCGUGACGCUCACACCUGACUCAUCAUCAUCAUCAUCAUCGUCACCAUCAAGGGAGAUGCACCAUUCCUCAGCAUUAGCAGAAUACAGAUAGGAUUCACAAACCUGUUCAUCUAAUCUGUAAACUGCAAUUGUUCCAAUCAGGUUAUGUAACGCCCAUAUUGUAAUUUGAGAUUGAGGCUGGCUUGGACAGAGCGUUGCGUUUGUGUUCUCAACGCAAAUGACCUGUGUUUACCUCAAUGUAUGGUUCAGUUGAUUAAUCAAUCAGUGAUAUUGAUCUAGUACAUACGGGUUUAUCAAUGAUCAAUAUGAACAGCACCCGGUUAACACCAGGAAGUACACAAAGUUUAACUCAUUCUUAUUCUGAAUUCCAAAAUAGCACACUAUUGUACUAGUGCACUAAAUAGGGAAUGGGUUUAAUACUUCCUCACAGGGUGAAGUGCAUACCUCUCUGGAGGACCGUCUGCAGGGUGGUUUCAGUGUUGUGCAACCUGAGGGAUAAAGUAUGUUUCACUAUCCAUGUACCUAAUGAACGCAGCCCAAGAUGAGACCUGAUAACGUAUGUUUCACUACCCAUGUGCCUAUUGAACGUAGCCCAAGAUGAGACCUGAUAAAGUAUGUUUCACUACCCAUGUGCCUAUUGAACGUAGCCCAAGAUGAGACCUGAUAACGUGUUUCGCUACCCAUGUACCUAAUGAACGUAGCCCAAGAUGAGACCUGAUAACGUAUGUUUCACUAUCCAUGUGCCUAUUGAAUGUACCCCAAGUGUGUUAUGUUUGUUUCAUAAAAGGACUAUGG